Messenger RNA from Cyphomyrmex costatus, 1330 nucleotides. RefSeq lists its product as uncharacterized. The transcript is spliced from 3 exons. Lineage: Eukaryota; Metazoa; Arthropoda; Insecta; Hymenoptera; Formicidae. Bases 49 to 714 code for a protein of 221 amino acids. The record is from RefSeq and is a predicted model, not a curated record.
UUGAACGGAACGUCUUGGUGCUGCUCCACGAUCAUUUUCAUCACCAGAAUGAUCGUUCUUGCGUGGUGCCUCUUUGUUAUCGUUUCGUUCCUUGUGGCGAGCAACCAGGCCUUCCUCAGCGCGCCCUUACCAGCUCAUACGGUGUCGAGUUACAGCAUCGGUGCUGAAAGGCGAAUGGAGAGCAAUAAAGCAACUCACAGCGUAAACGACAAUCGUCACUCGGUCGACUCGAAAUCCAACGACGACGACGACGACGACGACAACGACGACGACGACGUCGACGGCGGUACAGUCUACGUGAUUGCAUUCGGGGGGAAGGAGGAGAACACGGAGAAAGAAAGAGACACGGAAGAGAGCGGUCCCCAUUUUGUUGUAGUCAACGGCGACAUGCAGAACCCACUGGAUCCAUGGUCGAUAGUCUGGUACAUCGGCUCGUUUGGCGGCUUGGUGGCGUUUUUUCUCAUCGUCAGCUGUUCCGAGUGGUGCUGCCGACGAGGCGGUCGACCUCUGACAGUGCCCUAUGCGCAACGUGCUGAGACGUUAAAUACAACCGGAGUUACGGAGACCCCGCCGCCGCCUUAUCAUCUGUUCGCCCCACCAUCUUACGAUUCCGUCAACUACAACGAGAUCGUCGACAAGACAUCCGGCGAGAAGCUGGACAUCUAUGUGAUUUCGGUGCCGAUUCACAGGCCAAUGGCGCAGGCGCCAGCGUAGGAAACCUUGGAAAGGCUCAUCCUUUUAACAAGGAUACCCGAUUCAACACUGGUCGACAGUCGAUCGCGGAGAAGCGAUAUCGCGAUCCCUUCAUUAAAGUCGCCGACAAGUUCGACGUUAAAGAGAAGUCGGUCGAAAAAGAAGCACAGCUGUUCUGAACGCCGUCAUUGAAAUCGUACAAGUAUAGUGACAGGAGUGAUUAUAUGUGUGUUUUUCUCAUUAUAACUGAGGAAUUAACUCACUUGAUGCCAUUGAUAAAAAUGAUAAGCAUUAGUCUAGACAUUGACGUCAUUUUGAAAAAAAAAAAAAAAACAGAGUUGUUUUCUGUGUUUUCAUUAAAAGAUGAUUGAUACACCGAAUUCUGACAAAAUUGUACAUACAAGAAAUCGUCAUCGUACACUGAUCUCGAAAAAGAUCACGAUGAGUUACUUCGAUCAAAGCUUCGAUAUGAUUCUAGAUAAAAUUUAAUUUUAUAUUAUUCCAGGAAAUUAAAUCAAUUUUUCACGAUUUUUUUUAAACGAGAUUCUAUCACCAGAUUGUGGAAAUUAAUAUCAAAAUCUUCCUGAAAACAAGAGGAAGAAGAACGGCAAUUAACGAUACUAAAAAGAUCUAAUUA